AAGUAGCCUGAGUUUGGAUGACUUCCGGACCACACAGAAGAGAGGAGAAUCGUUUGGGAUCAGCAAAAUAGGCAACAAAAUAAAAGGUGUAUUCAAGAGUUCAGCGAUGGAAGGAGCUAUGUUGCCUAACUAUAACUUAAAUGAAGGAGAAGAUGACUUUAUUGAAGAAGGUGUUAUGGUGAUGGAAGAUGAUUCUCCUGAGGAGGCUGUUAGUACCCCAAACACACCCCGCAACCUUGCAGCAUGGAAAAUUAGCAUUCCAUACGUAGAUUUUUUUGAUGAUCCCUCCGUGGAAAGAAAGGACAGAAAGGAGAGAAUUCCUGUGUUCUGCAUUGAUGUGGAGAGGAAUGAUAGAAGGGCAGUUGGGCAUGAACCUGAGCACUGGUCUGUCUACAGGAGGUAUCUUGAAUUUUAUGUGCUUGAGUCAAAGCUAACGGAAUUUCACGGUACAUUUCCUGAUGCUCAGCUUCCCUCAAAGAGAAUCAUCGGCCCCAAGAACUACGAGUUCUUAAAAUCCAAGAGAGAGGAGUUUCAGGAAUAUCUGCAGAAACUUCUGCAACAUCCAGAACUAAGUAACAGCCAACUUUUAGCUGACUUCCUGUCCUCGAAUGGAGGAGAGACUCAAUUUCUUGAUAAAAUGUUGCCUGAUGUGAAUCUCGGUAAAAUUAUAAAAUCUGUUCCAGGAAAGCUGAUGAAAGAGAAAGGUCAGCAUUUGGAGCCAUUCAUCAUGAAUUUCAUCAACUCCUGUGAAUCUCCCAAGCCUAAACCAAGCAGGCCUGAACUUACCAUUUUGAGUCCCACUUCUGAAAACAACAAGAAGCUUUUCAAUGAUUUAUUCAAGAACAACGCAAAUAGGUCUGAGAAUACAGAAAGACGACAAAAUCAGAACUACUUCAUGGAAAUGCUGACUGUAGAAGGAGUCUAUGACUACUUAAUGUAUGUUGGUCGGGUAGUUUUCCACAUUCCUGACUGGCUGCAUCACCUCUUGAUGGGAGGAAGAAUUCUCUUCAAAAACACUUUGGAACUCUACACAGAUUAUUACUUGCAUUAUAAGUUAGAACAGCUAUUUCAGGAGCAUCGUUUGGUUUCUCUGAUAACACUGCUGAGAGAUGCUGUGUUCUGUGAGAACACUGAACCUCGCUCUCUCCAGGAUAAACAGAAGCGAGCAAAGCAGACUUUUGAAGAAAUGAUGAGAUACAUUCCAGAUUUGAUAGGCAAGUGCAUUGGGGAAGAGGCUAAAUACGAAGGCAUCAGGCUUCUGUUUGAUGGAAUGCAGCAACCAGUGCUCAACAAACAGUUAACUUACGUUCUACUGGACAUUGGGAUUCAAGAACUCUUUCCAGAGCUGAGUAAGGGUCCAAAGGAAGCCAGCUCUGUGUCAGGUUGGAUGUGAAUGCAGGAACCUUGCUGGACACCCAGAAGAAACAUCUGCUGUGUGCUCUUGUAAUGGACAUGUGACAUUUUAACCUUGCAUUGUAUAUUUUCUUGUAAAUAACAUAAAAUUGAAGUUCUAAAAAAAUCUCUUUAUGCAAUAAAGGUAUUAAAUUUAAUACCAAUUACAAGUAAA
Molecule: messenger RNA, 1567 nt
Organism: Apaloderma vittatum (bar-tailed trogon)
Lineage: Eukaryota; Metazoa; Chordata; Aves; Trogoniformes; Trogonidae
Product: sorting nexin-14-like
Exons: 14
Biological process (GO): autophagosome maturation
Cellular component (GO): late endosome
Molecular function (GO): phosphatidylinositol binding
Source: RefSeq, a predicted model, not a curated record